UUCUAGCACCCCGUACUAACGCUAACCGGGCCGCGGCGUGAUGGAGCUGUGCGCUUAGGUUCAUGUGUCCGGCGGGACUGCCCCUGGCUUUUUUUCUGGGGAAGAUCAUAUUGGAUCAUAUUGUUUGCAGGACGUUGUUCCUCCUGCAGCCCCCCCAGUCUAUCCCGACGUAGUUGUGAAUUGAACAUGGCGACUGUACCAGUAUAUUGCAUCUGCAGAUUACCUUACGACGUGACCCAGUUUAUGAUCGAGUGCGAUGCUUGCAAGGACUGGUUCCACGGCAGCUGUGUUGAUGUUGAUGAAGACGAUGCUCCAGACAUUGACAUUUAUCACUGUCCAAACUGCGAGAAGACCCACGGCAAAUCCACAUUGAAAAAGAAAAAGAACUGGAGCAAACAUGACACGGGUCAAAGCACAGACAUCAAAGCCGUUCAGAACGGCAGUCAGGUCUUCAUCAAGGAGCUCCGCAGCAGAACGUUUCCGAGUGCUGAUGACGUAGUGGUGAAGCUCAGCGGCAGUCAGCUGACCAUGGAUUACCUGGAGGAGAACGGCUUCAAUGAACCGAUCCUGGCUCAGAAGAAAGACGGUCUGGGCAUGUCCAUGCCCGCCCCCACCUUCUACAUCAGUGAUGUGGAGAACUAUGUUGGUCCCGAUGUCCCUGUGGACGUAGUCGAUGUCACCAAACAGACAGACAGCAAGAUGAAACUCAAAGAGUUUGUCGACUAUUACUACAGCACAAACAGAAAGAAAGUAUUAAACAUCAUCAACCUGGAGUUCUCUGACACGAGGAUGAACAGCAUAGUGGAGAGUCCACAGAUUGUGCGGCGGUUAUCUUGGGUAGAAAACUACUGGCCUGAUGACGCUCUGCUCGGGAAGCCAAAAGUCACCAAAUACUGUCUAAUCUGUGUUAAAGACAGCUACACAGACUUCCACAUUGAGUGCGGUGGCGCCUCCGUCUGGUACCACGUUUUGAAGGGAGAAAAGAUCUUCUUCCUCAUCAAGCCCACCUCGGCCAACCUGUCUCUGUACGAGCGCUGGAGAUCGUCGUCCAAUCACAGCGAAAUGUUCUUUGCUGACCAGGUGGACAAGUGUUACAAAUGCACGCUGAAGCAAGGCCAGACCCUGUUCAUCCCAUCAGGUUGGAUCAAUGCAAUACUGACGCCGGUCGACUGCCUGGCGUUCUCUGGACACUUUGUCCACAACCUCAGUGUGGAGAUGCAGAUGAGGGCAUAUGAAAUUGAGAAACGGCUAAAGGUCAAAACUCUCACUCCUUUCCCCAACUUUGAGACGGCGUGCUGGUAUGUGGGGCGACACCUCCUCGAGCGAUUCAAAGGUUUACAUAAAGCAAAUAAGCAACCAGCCCCAUACCUGAUACACGGUGCCAAAAUCAUCAAUGGAGCCUUUAGAGCUUGGACUAAAAAGCAGGCUCUCCUGGAACAUGAAGAUGAGCUUCCAGAGAACAUGAAACCAUCACAACUCAUUAAGGAUCUUGCCAAAGAGAUCAGAUUGUCAGAGAAUACAACAAAAGCCAUUAAGAGCGAGGCCAGCAUUAAGGUACCAGCUGAGGAGCCGCCGUCCACCCAUUCCGAGCCUGAAGAACCCAUUUCUCCGGCACGCGUCCCCUCGCCCAGCAGAGAGAAGUCCAGAAAGAAAACCUCAAAACCCCCUAAACCUCCCAAGCCUCCCAAACCCCCAAAAAUGCCCAAGCCUCCGAAGGUGCCAAAGGUCAAGGAAGGAGGAAAGAAGAAAGCAAAGACAGCGAAAGAGUCAUCGCCACCUCCUAAACCCUCCAGUUUUGCUGCACUGGAGUCCCAUGCGAAGGACAUCUUGAGUAAAAUGGACCAGCCAAAAAAGUCGAAGGCUGUUAAGAAUGUCCUGAGCAUGUCUGAGAAGGAAAUUUCAAAGCAGAACAAUGUGGAGAAGUUUGAAAUCAGAGAGCAGAAUAAAAACAAGACUGAAGCAAAAUGGAAGUAUAAGAAUAGUAAACCCGAUUCCCUGCUGAAAAUGGAGGAGGAGUGCAAAUUUGACAGAACACUGCUGUCAAGCAAUAAAGACAGAUUCAGCUUUACUAUGUCCCACAGGAAACUGCUGAGCUCCAAGACCCUGAAACCUCAGACCAACUCAAGUGUUUUUGGAUCAUUACAAAACCUAAAAGAGGACAAAACCAAGCCAGUGAUAGACGAGUAUGAGUACGUCUCAGAUGAAGGGGAGCUGAAGAUUGACGAAUUCCCCAUCAGACGGAAAAAGAACACCGUUAAGAGAGAUCUGUCCUUUUUAUCAGAUAUCAGAGAAUCGAUCCAGCCAGCCAAAAAAACAAAGUUCCAACCCUUGGUGACUAAGCAGAGCAUGGACUCCUCAGAUGAAGAGACUCUGCACAUAGACACAGAGGCCAAGCCUGAGGUCAAAAGUCGCAAUUCUAAAGUGAAGAAAAAAAGCGGCAGCGCCGCGGGGAUCCUGGACCUGCUGCAGGCCAGCAAGCAAGUGGGUGGGAUCGACUACGGCACCAACAGUCAGCCACCUGCAUCUCCCAGCACACAGGAGGCCAUUCAGGGCAUGCUGUCCAUGGCCAACCUGUCGUCUUCAGAGAGCUUGCAGCAGCCGUGGAGCAACAGCCAGGCCAAAAACAACGGCCAGUCAAAGAGCAACUCGCACAGCUCGCAGGCCGGCAAGAAGGCCAGCGGAGGAGGAGGAAACAGCAAGCGGUCAACUAAACGUCUCCCGAAGAAACCCAGGAAGAGCAGCAGUAUUGAGAGUCUGGAUUACGACGAUGACCAAGAUCACAUGGACGCUUGUUUCAAGGACUCAGAUUAUGUUUACCCCUCGCUGGAGUCCGAAGAGGAUAAUCCUGUUUUCAAAUCCAGAUCAAAGAAACGGAAAAGCAGCGAUGACACUCCAUACAGCCCCACAGCUCGCGUAGGACCAUCAGUUCCCCGACAGGAGCGGCCAGCCAGAGAUGGAGCUCGAGUGGCGUCCAUAGAAACAGGCCUGGCUGCAGCUGCAGCAAAGCUGUCCCAUCAGGAGGAACAACAGAAAACCAAGAAGAAGAAGAAAAGCACCAAAAAGAAGGCACUAGUAAUAGAGGAGCCCCCGAAAAUCUCUCAGGACAGUAGCUCGCCAGAGCACAAUCUGGACUCCCAGGACGGCAGCCUGACAGACCAUGAGUUCAAUACUGGAACAGUCAAGUCACCAGGAGGGCCGCAGCCCAUGGCACCGGGGGUGUUCCUCAGCCAGAGACGGCCAUCCAUGUCCUCUCCCAACAGCACCAAUUCCACAAGCACCAACAGCAGCGGCAUGACGAAGGGUGACCGCGUGGGCUCAGCAGACGCCAAAGCUAAGCGGCUAAAGAAAGGCAUGGCCACAGCCAAACAGAGACUUGGAAAGAUUUUAAAGAUCCAUCGAAAUGGAAAGCUCCUUCUGUAGCAUGCAGUGGACUGUCAUAGGACUGGGAAUUCAUGAGCUGGGUCCCAUCCCAAUCUCACCCCCCUGUUCACUGAUUAAAGCCAACGACGUGGAAAAUAGAAUAAAGACUGAAACAAGAUGGGAGAAGAGGAAAAUCAUGCAUUUUUCAAUUUCUAAGAAGAACAUCACUCAAAUAGGUUUUUGCCUCUACUUAUACUUUAUAACUUUCAGAUAUUAAAGUGUACAGAACCUACUAUAAAUAUUUUUUAAGAGAACAUGUCUCAUUUUACUACAGCUGUGAGUUUAUCAGGGGUUGCUAAAACAUGAAGUAGAAUUACAUUGCAGUCAUUCCAAGAUUUGUGAAAGUAUCCCUUGCAUGUAUUCAGUUGCAUGUGCGCUUGGGUCAGGUAUUUUUUUUUUUUAAUUCUUUUUGAGGGUGGGGGUUAAUUCCUACUAAAUGGAUGCAGCUUAUCAUUAAAGCACUUAAAUGGAAAAAAAAAAUCACCUCCUCCCUUCCCGAAAAUUCCUGCGAUCAAAAUCAAUUUGAGUGUUUAUGUCUUCACUUUAGCACUCGCAGAGCACUAUCAGCGGGGACCUUCAUUCAUUC
Messenger RNA from Archocentrus centrarchus (flier cichlid), 4006 nucleotides. It is a transcript of the gene phf2, whose product is annotated as PHD finger protein 2. The record is from RefSeq and is a predicted model, not a curated record. Bases 187 to 3420 code for a protein of 1077 amino acids. The transcript has 22 exons. Lineage: Eukaryota; Metazoa; Chordata; Actinopteri; Cichliformes; Cichlidae.